This is a messenger RNA of Onychostruthus taczanowskii (white-rumped snowfinch), 947 nucleotides long. It is a transcript of the gene SPIC, whose product is annotated as Spi-C transcription factor. The transcript has 6 exons. The coding region runs from base 101 to 847 and encodes 248 amino acids. Gene Ontology annotation, molecular function: sequence-specific DNA binding; DNA-binding transcription factor activity, RNA polymerase II-specific. Lineage: Eukaryota; Metazoa; Chordata; Aves; Passeriformes; Passeridae. The record is from RefSeq and is a predicted model, not a curated record. Gene Ontology annotation, biological process: cell differentiation; regulation of transcription by RNA polymerase II. Gene Ontology annotation, cellular component: nucleus.
GCUGUGGGAACUCAGUCUUUCUUUCAUUUCUGAAACCAGACAGAUUCUUGUUUUGUGUGUGGAACUGAAUUUCUAGGAUUCAAGUCUUGAUAUCUAAAUAAUGAGCUUUCCUGACCACGACGUGCUGGGCCAGGCUUUUGAAGAUGCUCUAGAAGUGCUGCAGCAGCACUCUGACAGAGAAAUGCAGUGCCCACCAGGUUAUAAAAACUGCGUGACUGUGAUCAACCAUCACCACCACCUCCAAGCAAGUCCCAGUUACUGUGCAGCACCAUCUGGGGAGGAGCAAGGGUAUAGCUGGAGAAACGUGAUUAACAGUGCAGCGGAUUUUUAUGCAGAUGAGACUGUCUACCAUACACUGCAGAAUACUCCAGAAAGUCAAGUGAUGCAUGCUGCUGCUGGCCAGCCAAAAGGAGGGAAAGGCAGAAAAAAGCUUCGACUAUUUGAAUACCUCCAUGAGUCUCUCUAUGAUCCAGCUAUGGCAAACUGCAUCCAGUGGGUGGAUAAGCCAAAUGGUGUCUUCCAGUUUGUCUCCAAAAACAAGGAGAAACUUGCAGAACUCUGGGGAGAAAGAAAGGGAAACCGCAAGAUCAUGACUUACCAGAAAAUGGCCAGAGCCCUGAGGAAUUAUGGAAGAACAGGUGAAAUCAUUAAGAUCCGUAGGAAGCUGACAUACCAGUUCAGUGCUGUUGUUUUGAAGAGACUUGCUCCAUCUUAUUUCUUGGGAAAAGAAACAAUUUAUCAUCCCUACAUUCAGUCUAAUCAAGAAUAUCAGUGUGCAGAUGACUGGACCAGUUACAAUAAUUACAUGUACAACAAUGGUUAUGCAUUACAGCAUGCUAACAGCUAGACUUACCUGUCACAUGAACAGGCCUUUGUUAUCCAGCAAUCCUUUGCAGCACUGAAACUCUUCUCUCUGCAUAGCUUUUCCUUUAAGAUAUCAUACAAAC